UAAUAGAAGUAUGUGUCCUUUGUCACUAAGAUUAUAUGUUAAACAAUAAGCAUUUACAAAUGAUCCAUGAAAAUAUCCAAAAGUCGAAACAAUUUAAAGUGACGUGGGAAGUGGUUAAACCAAAAAAGAUCAGGACCUUUCUUGUACAUACAAAAUCAGUCACAUGAUGUCGCUGUACGCUCAAAAAGUGAAAAGGAAUCCGCGCCCAGAUUCCAACAAUUCACAGAAUAGGGUCGACUCCAUCUCAACUGGAAUUCUGGGUAAAAUUUACUAAACAUACGGUACUUACAGCACAGGGAGACUACUCAUAAAGGUUCACAGGCAACCGAUCCCUUAAAACAGACAUUCCUACCUCAAAAAUCUCCUUAUCUGCGAUGGUGAUUUCCUGGCGAGGAAGACCAGGAGCCUGCUGCCUGCUGCUCUCGCUUCUGCUCCUUGCAGUCUGGGAGACUGGGAGUGGACAGGUCCACUACUCGGUCGCCGAGGAGGCCAAACACGGCACCUUCGUGGGCCGCAUCGCGCAGGACCUGGGGCUGGAACUGGCGGAGCUGGUGCCGCGCCUGUUCCGGGUGGCGUCCAAAGGCCGCGGGGACCUUCUGGAGGUAAAUCUGCAGAAUGGCAUUUUGUUUGUGAAUUCUCGGAUCGACCGCGAGGAGCUGUGCGGGCGGAGCCUGGAGUGCAGCAUCCACCUGGAGGUGAUCGUGGAGAGGCCGCUGCAGGUUUUCCAUGUGGAGGUGGAGGUGAAAGAUAUUAACGACAAUCCACCUGUGUUCCCAGAAAGUAAGAAAAGAAUAAUCAUUGCAGAAACAAGACCUCCGGAUACUCGGUUUCCACUAGAUGGCGCAUCCGAUGCAGAUAUUGGAGUAAACUCGGCCUUGACCUACCGAAUCGAUCCCAACGAUUAUUUCGCUUUGGACCCACAAAACAAUCGUGAACAAACGUCUUCGUUAACACUUGUGUUGAGGAAAUCAUUGGACAGAGAGGAAAUUCAGGAACAUAGUUUAUUAUUGACAGCCAAUGAUGGAGGUAAACCCCAGCUGACUGGCACAGUUCAGCUGGUGAUCACAAUUUUGGAUGCGAAUGACAACGCCCCAGAAUUUGACCAAUCCAUUUACAAGGUGAGAAUUUUAGAAAACCUAUUUAAUGGAACAUUAGUGAUCAAGCUAAAUGCCACAGAUCCUGAUGAUGGUAUAAAUGGAGACAUAAUCUAUUCAUUUAGAAGGCCUGUAUCGCCUGUAGUGUUAAAUGCAUUUAUCAUAAAUCCCAACAGUGGAGAAAUUAGGACAAAAGGUAAACUGGAUUUCGAAGAAAAUAAAUUGUAUGAAAUAUCGGUGGAGGCAAUUGACAAAGGGAAUAUUCCAAUGGCGGGUCAUUGUACCAUUUUGGUGGAAGUACUAGAUAUAAAUGAUAAUGCCCCAGAAGUUACUAUCACUUCUCUGUCUCUUCCUGUGCGUGAGGAUGCUCAGGUGGGCACCGUCAUCGCCUUGAUCAGCGUGUCCGACCGUGACUCUGGCGUGAACGGGCAGGUGACCUGCUCACUAACACCCCAUGUCCCUUUCAAGCUGGUGUCCACCUUCAAGAAUUACUAUUCGCUGGUGCUGGACAGUUCCCUGGACCGCGAAAGCGUGUCGGACUAUACUGUAGUAGUGACCGCGCGGGACGGGGGCUCGCCUUCACUAUCGGCCACCGCCAGCGUGUCCGUGGAGGUGGCCGACGUGAACGACAACGCGCCGGCGUUCGCGCAGCCCGAGUACACGGUGUUCCUGCUAUGA
Molecule: messenger RNA, 1772 nt
Organism: Hipposideros armiger (great roundleaf bat)
Lineage: Eukaryota; Metazoa; Chordata; Mammalia; Chiroptera; Hipposideridae
Product: protocadherin alpha-13-like
Exons: 3
Coding region: 375-1772 (465 amino acids)
Biological process (GO): homophilic cell-cell adhesion
Cellular component (GO): plasma membrane
Molecular function (GO): calcium ion binding
Source: RefSeq, a predicted model, not a curated record